Messenger RNA from Carcharodon carcharias (great white shark), 359 nucleotides. Its product is annotated as barrier-to-autointegration factor B-like. NCBI's taxonomy places the organism in Eukaryota, Metazoa, Chordata, Chondrichthyes, Lamniformes, Lamnidae. The transcript is spliced from 3 exons. Bases 16 to 357 code for a protein of 113 amino acids. Gene Ontology annotation, molecular function: DNA binding. The record is from RefSeq and is a predicted model, not a curated record.
CACUGGUGAGCAGAGAUGGAAUUGCGAACUACUGCCGUUACUGACUUCAAUAUGGAUAAAGAUCGCCCCCCUGUCUGCCCCACAGCCAACACGACAUCACAGAAGCACAAGAACUUCGUGGUGGAGCCCAUGAAGGAGAAGUCUGUGAAGGAACUGGCGGGUAUCGGCCUGGUCCUGGGAGGAAGGCUGGAGGAGAAAGGCUUCACCAAGGCUAAAGAUGUCCUGGGCCAGUUCCUACUCUUGAAGCAGGAUAAAGUCGCCUUUAAGUGCUGGAUGAGGCAAGCGUGCUUUGCGGGUAACAGGCAAUCCGAAGACUGUUACCGCUGCCUGAGAGAGUGGUGUGACGCCUUCCUUUAAAA